Messenger RNA from Hylaeus anthracinus, 6726 nucleotides. RefSeq lists its product as uncharacterized. Gene Ontology annotation, biological process: regulation of transcription by RNA polymerase II. Gene Ontology annotation, molecular function: RNA polymerase II cis-regulatory region sequence-specific DNA binding; DNA-binding transcription factor activity. Lineage: Eukaryota; Metazoa; Arthropoda; Insecta; Hymenoptera; Colletidae. Bases 1899 to 4337 code for a protein of 812 amino acids. The record is from RefSeq and is a predicted model, not a curated record. Gene Ontology annotation, cellular component: nucleus. The transcript is spliced from 8 exons.
GCGUUAAAUAAAGUAAAGCUGGUCAACUUUUCGAUAUAGUGCACGCAAGAAGUAAGUUUGAAAAAAUGACUAUUAGCGUAUCUGUAACGAGGAACGUUACAGGCGUUAUCGUCGUAAAGUUUUUAACUAUCGUCGUCGAAAUGGUUGGUCGCAUCGUUUGCUCGCACAUAAAGUCGCCACUGUUCUUUCUGUUCUACCGACCCGCAUCUCCCCUCUGAGUUAUAAUUUUCUUCGGAUACAGGGGUGCUCAACCAACGUAGAAAACCGACAUGGCUGAGGUCGCCACCCUCUCCGCCAUCUGUCGCCUCCGCAGGACGCGUCCUCGAUCGCUCGCUACCCUCGCAGAGGGGUAAUAUUGAUUUAUUCGUUGCCGUUAACCCCUUCCACGUAGAGAACACGCUCUUGUUCACCCCUAACUCGCUGGUGUACGUACGGUACGUGCAGUCAAGCUGGGGUUGCCAUCUCCCUUCACGUUUUCCACUCGCGCGGCGUCCCACGGAUCAAUACGUGCAGCCUUCUUCCUCAUUCCGGACGGCACCCCGCCAAAAAACUGUGUGACGUCGUCGCCGAGAUCGAAAUCAAUCGGUUCGACUCCUGGGGGCGGGGAUCGAGACUCGAUGCGCCCCCACCGGGGUCGAAUUAACUGGUUAACCGAGUAGCUUUUUGUCAGGAUUGUCCGAAACAGAUAGAAACUGUUUCCGAAGGAUAUACGUAACGAAGUUAUUCUUACGGGGUGUCGAGUAUGGAAGGAUUGGGGCCGGUCACAGUCUCCUCGAAAAGAAAUAUAUUCCGUGGAAAAGCGAGAACGAAGCACCACUCCUACGUCUGUCGUGCAAAUGCUCCUCUGGAGGAAACGGUGGUUCGCUCGUUGUUCUAGUUCCAAAGGGAAAUCGAUCACUCUUUUCAGCGAGCCUCUAAAUCGUCCCGCGAUCUAGAGGCAAAACGUUUCCCGCUCAUGAAUAUUUAACACAAUCUCUAACACAAUCAAACCCCGAUUUUUCGCCCCUCCGGUCUUUUCAGGAAGCCGAGCUGCGACUGCUCACGCUCGAAUGAAUUACAAAGUGGUCUUAACUUCGAGAUCCUCGAGAAACAUUCGUAAUUGUUCGUCGUUCCUUCUUCGUUACCGCGGUUCCAUUUAAAAGGACACUGCAUCGCCUCGAGUGCUCUCCUAUCAUCCAAACGAAGUUUAUUUUGUUCAACUUCCGAUCUUGUUACGGUGAAUCAAUUCUUGGAGUGUAUCGGUGUGGAAGUGGAACGUCGCUACUGAUUGCGAGAGCAAGAUGUUUCGACGCGUUACGCUACAGCUGAAUAUACAGAAGAUAAGAACCGGAGGGGCGACGGGGGUGGAAAAGUCAAUGAAGUGGGAGAGAUUGGAAUAAAGUAUAUCGAGAACUUGUAAGAAGUUCACUUCGAAAAAGCUAUCCUAUUUAGAAGGUGGGUAUAGAUAGUCUCUUCCUUUCCAAAUUUCACACACCUCUGGUACUAUGUCUGUAGAACGAAUAACAGACAUGAUUGAUGUCCCCACUUGUACAAAUGAACAGCUUAACCCGAGAAGAAAAGUUGAAUCGCGAAAGUGUACUGCCUGGCAAAAAUGUAAUUAAAGUUCGAUGACCCAAUUAACGUGGACCCUUUCAUCGAUUCAGCUUCAAUUACGUCGCAAAAAGGGUUCGAUUCUUAAAACAAGCGAGAAAGAAUAUGUACGGGCGAGAGAACCGGCACGGGCGGUCUGUAAAUUUAAGGUCAGAAACGGAAGAGCGAUGGGAAAACGAAAGGGGGGAGAGGAUUCUGGGAUUAUUAGUUGUAACCCGACUUACAGAUACAACUUUGCGCGCAGGUAGACGAGCGGGGAAGGUACUCAUUGUUCCAAGGAUACUGGGUGACCGUUGGGAAGUUGAAAAAUGGAAGGCAGCGGCACGGGAAUUAGCAGGCUGGACUGCUACGAGGAUAUGUUCAAGGAAAUAACCAGGAAACUGUACGGAGAAGAUCCUGAUCAUAGAACAUCCAGCGUGCAGAACGAGUUCGAAACAUCCGUAUCGUAUAAGAACGACGACGAUACCGGAAAUGGAACCGAUGGGAGCGACGAUGGAAACUGGACGUGCGAAGAGGAGCCGCUUAAAGGAACCGAUGGUAGCCGUAUCGCGGCUUAUCAUCCUGGGAAAGCUACGUGGAGGUGUUACGAAUGCGGUGACGUGUUGGGCGGUGGAACACGCGACGUGGCCGAGCAUUUUAUGGAGCUUCAUUCCUCGAGGAUCCUCGCCGAUGACAGUAGGAACAGGCUGCACUCGCCUCACAAAGAUUACCUACAGACCGAUUUGAAAAUCGAGGACGUGAUUUCCUACCUGGAGAGGUUACGUGAGCGCGCCGAGCGCGUCGCACCGCCCUCCAGACGGACGCAGGAAACGCAAACGGUACCCGCCGCUUUAUUGCCGGUCACGUCGACCUUUCUGCUGCAGGAAUUACCGUCCUCUCCUGCGCCGCAACAUCUGCACCAGAACACGACGACAAUACCAACGUCGGCCACCGUGUCCGUUAGCGUGAAACGUUACACCUGUCCGUACUGCCCCUAUGGUACCGAUCGUCGCGAUCUGUACACGCGCCACGAGAACAUUCACCGCGAGGAAAAGCCGUUUCACUGUUACAUUUGCUACAAGCCGUUUAAUCGCGCCGAUCACGUGAAGAAACACUUUCUCAGGAUGCAUCGCGAGCAUGGCUACGAGCUGUCCAGGAUACGCAGACCCGCAGGAUCCAGCGCACCCAAGCCUCUCAAGCAGGAGCCAAACGCAGGAAUAACUGGAAAUGGGAACGCUAAUAGUCAGCAGCAGCAGCAGCAGCAACAACAACAACAGCAGCAGCAACAACAACAGCAACCGCAGCAGCAGCAGCAGCAGCAACAACAGCACACCAACUAUUCGUCUGGAUUUAACAAUAACAAGAGUUACCAAUUGCAGCCGAAUCCUGGUAACGGAACCACAGCUAGCGCAGCUGGAAUCUAUCAGGCGACAUCCAUGCCUGUGCCCAGCAUCAUGCAACCGGAAGCGACCAAUUGUACUACAGGAAGGAGGGUGCAGAACGGAGGGUGUAAUAGCAAGAGUCACCUCAAGGGUGGCUCUAAAGGAGCUCAGGAGCGAAGGUAUACUUGCUGCUACUGUUCCUGGAGCGGCGUAGACAAUUGGUGCCUGAAACGACACCUCAACACUCAUUUGAAACCCUUCGCGUGUACCCUCUGCGAGUACAAAGCUGCACGCGCCGAGCGUCUCGCGACGCACGUGCUAAAAGUGCACAACAGGCGGCAAUGUUCGAGGUGCUCGUUUCUCGGCGAAGACGCAGCCCAGCUGCAGAUGCAUCAGCUGCACGUGCAUCGUGUCAGCAGCGCGAACUCACCUGCAGCAGCCACGACACAGGCUGCACCGCCACCUAAUAACCGCCAUCAGCAACCCUUGCACCCCGCGGGAGGAGGCAGACCACCACCUGGUCCGCCAGUUUUUCCAGCACCAGCUCCAGCGAUCGCACCUGCUACCACUGUGAUACCGCCUACUACGAUACUCGGCCACGAGAUGGUAAACUCCCCUGCAACUGCAGCGACAAUGGCGUACCCAACAUUGGAAGAGGAGAGGCGGUCGAGCGGUAUACGCCGUGAUCACGACGACGGCCACGACCAUUGCCACGACCACGACCACGACAGCGUCAUCGACGACCUCGAGAAUGCUCGUCACGUCGAGUGUCGCCAGGGCCAGUCCGCCGACCGCGUCGUCCAAUCGCGUAGCGGUCGCGGUUGCAGCGCUGGAUCACUGGCAUCUACCCCUACCAUGCUUAAUCGUGAUUUUACGUACAGCUAUCGUGCCGUGCUCCAAGAAGACCGGUCCGCUGUCGAGUGGGAGUGUCCUUGGGCCUUGGACGGUCAGAGGAAACCCAACGAGAGGCGAUCGAGGAAGCAAAGCUUGCCGAGAAAGGUGACGUGGAACCAAGAGUUCGAGGAGGACGACCUGACCGGUUUAGAGGCUAGCGAACAGGACAAAGGACAAGAGGACGCGACCAAACUCGGAAACGAGACGAUUAGAAUGAACGAGCUCAGGGAGAGGUGUCGACGUAGACUGGCCUCUCGAACGGUGCUCAAGUGUCGAAUGUGUCCCGUGGAUUCUCUGGCCAGAGGAUCCAUUUGUCGACCCUAUCACACCAGAGCCUCCCUCGCGCUUCAUAAAUUCUGGAAACACGGUACAAGCAACAGAUUCCCGAAGAGUUGCCAGUCCAAGUCACACGUGCGUCCUGUGUCGCACGUCUCCUCUAUCACGCUCAAGGCUACCGUGUUCACCAGCCCCGACUAUGGUUAUCAUAGAUAACAUCUGGUGGAUACUGCUGAGCGGAAGUUGUUCUACAGAUUUUUUUGGCCGUAGCUGUUUGGGCAAUCGUAACGGUGGAUUACGAAGCUAGGGCUGGGACUACUCGUCGGGAAUACGGAAAGUUCGCCGGGUAGUUUCAGUCCUGCUCGAAAUGUGUCGACUGUCUUUGAUGGGUGAUAUUUUUUGUUCUUCCAAGAGGGAUGACAAAGAUUUGAAAGAAGAAUUGGUCAAGAUUUGUGAUGUUGCAUAAUUUCGGCUGAAUUAAUCCUAUUUUCGAGUAGUUGUUGAAGGUUACCAUGCCACAGCCUUUCGACGACCACCGCUGGAAGCGCAAUUUCUGGAUUCAGGGUAUAUAUUUGCUUUUAUCCUCUCGAGGUGUGAUCACCGAGCCAACGAACGUUUGAUGUUUCUUAAGGCUCUGAAUCUCGUUUCCGUUGGGUAUCAGUCGAGUUUCCGAUAAGUGAGAUCUCUAAUCGUGGCGAAAUUUUGAUGCAUUCGAAUUCGACGUUGAACUAGGUAACAGGGAAAAAAUGUUGUCGGAGCCAACGAAACCGAUAGGUAGGAAAGAAAUUUUGUCGAGACGAUAACUGUCGUCGUCGUCGUCGUCGUCGUCGUCGUCGUCGUCGUCGUCGUCGUUGUCGAUAGCAGAAACGAAUUACGUCACCGAAAAGAGAAACUAGGAUUAAGUAAGUAAGAAUAAAAGCAGCGAAACCAUUAGAUUAAGGAAUGACUAAUCGAAAGUACCUUGACACGCGUUUCCUCGUGAGCUCUCAAUCGCGUUCGUUCGAACCUAGGUUUUGUCGCGAUAACGACUAAGUUGGAAGCAGAUGUGGGAAACGCAAAGCCGAACGCACCGUAACGAUAUUUUCAUGUAAGGAUACGAAAACUGCGAAUCAACGAUGAUAAUCCGUUGAUCGCCCUCAGUUGAUGUGUUGUGCAUUUGUCCAUCGUCCAUCUGUUAUUACGUAAGAUUGCUUUUCGUUUUCCAAUCGACGGAGUCGUUUGAAAGCUGAGAUACGAAUUUGACAGGGCUGGGACUACUCGUCUAAUCUAUCGACUAUCCGUGGCAUUAUUCAAAUAGUCCUAGCUCUAGUUUUGGACGGACUCUGCGCGUAGCUAGAGGAAGAUGAAGAUCGGGUCGCGUAACCGCUGUAACGCGCUUAGGCCGGGCAAGCAUGAUUUUUAUAUAAGGAAUAUUUGUACAAAAGCCACUAUCUUGUUUACGUUAUUAUAUGAAAUAUAUUAUAUCUAUUGUACUUGAGCAGAGGACGCGAGAUCCCGGUGGAUGUAGACUUCCAGAGACAAUCGUCGCGUCGCUGCUUCUCUGGGACUCUGCGGUUUCCGGUGUUUCAUUUCACACGUCCCUUCCUUCGAACAAGAAUACAGCUUUCAUUUCAUUUUGUUAUCAUUUAGGAUACAGUGUUACUUCUUUGAUUAAAUAUUUUUAUAAGAGUAACGUCGUUUUAGUAGAAAUCUUUAAGGCUAGGCGAUGUAAGCGUAAGGUUGCUCGGUUAACGCGUUUGAUUCGUCUAAGUAUAGCGCCCCGCUGCGCUGCGCCACAAGACCAACAAUUGUUUUAUUUAAAUAAGUCAAGCUUAAUCCAAAAUCAAUUUGAGAAUUAUCUCGAGCGGACCAUUUGAAUUUCGACGAGAAAUUCGGUAGAAUAAUAAUUAGUACCUAAAGAACUAACAUAUUAAUAAUAAUACGUGAACCAGAAACUCUGUAUUGCGAUAGGUCGAGGCAGAAAGUAUUGGCUGCCGAAUGUCACCGAUACCCCCAACGUAACAUUCCGAUAUCGACAUUUCCUUCGGAAAAAUUAUUUUAUUUAAAAAUUUUAGCGAUAUUGAUUGAAUCGACGCAUCAAGUGCUGCGCAAAAUUGACUUUACAACAGUCUCGAAUGGACCAGAUGAUGUAAAAUUUUUCUAGAUGAAAUCUAGUUCCUUUAGAUUGAAGUUAAGUUUUAUAAAGUGUAUAGAAACGCCUGCAGUGAGGCGAUAAGUAUUCGGUAGCAGUUCCAAAGAAUAUUGAAACUAAAAGAAGAAAUACAUUUUUUUUUGUAUAUUGAAAAUUAAGUAGACGAAUUUUUAUUGAUUCCUACGCUUAGAGCGUCUUUUUUUUGUAACAUUGUUUUCGUAGAAACGCUUGUGACCGACCACCGGCGCACCGCCGACGCCGUUAUCAUUGCAGCUGCAAUCAAAACACUGGACGCGUCGAGGUUGGUAACGUUGGUAUGCAUUCAAGCGUUGGAGCGUCAGGAAACGUUACCUACGUCAUUUCCGUGUUAUUUUUAGCGUUCUCGCAAAGAUCCUGCAUGUAAAAACCACGAGAAACUCGGCUGAAAAAUGUAGAUGCACUAUUUUGAAAUUCAAGCUAUAAAUUAUGAGAAGC